GUUUCUUGACGUAGUAGUGGUUAACACCUAGCAUGUUGGCUAAUUGUGUAAACCUGCUCAUUUGGCACCUUUUAAAGUCUUAAGUGUGAUUUUGCGGUGUGUUCGCUCGUUAGUAUGAAAACACCGAGGGACGACAACACUUCCUGAGUCCACACACGUCGUGUCGACAUUUAUCGAUCAUCUUUUCUACAUGUUUUAUUGUCGUGGACAUCACCUGAGUCUGGAGGAACCACAACAACUGGCCAGUGAGGAGUGAAGCUGCUCAGAGAUCUGGUGCCAUCCUGUUUCUCCAGAGGGGAUGGAUCCUCUGGGUGCUCGCUCUCAGUUUGUAGAUAUUCAGACUCUCCCAACGUGGCAGCAGCAGCUGGGUGAGGAUGGUGAGGAGCCGCAGGAUCAGAGCGACAGUCUGCUCAGUCAGCAGGCCUUCCCCUCUCCCUUCCCCUGCAGACCAGACAUCAACCGCAAGAUCAUCCUGUUCACUGGGGACAUCGCCCUGCUGAACUGCACUGCCAUUGUGAACACCAGCAACGAGUCCCUAAACGACAAGAACCCGGUGUCUGACAGCAUCCAUCAUCUUGCAGGGCCGGAGCUGCGAGAUGAGCUGUUCAAAGUUAAAGGAUGUCGGACAGGUGAGGCGAAGCUGACCAAAGGCUUCAACCUGGCGGCUAGGUUCAUCAUCCACACAGUGGGACCAAAGUUCAAAAGCAAGUACAGGACGGCGGCGGAGAGCUCCCUAUAUAGCUGCUACAGGAACAUCAUGCAGCUGGCUGCAGAGCAGUCAAUGGCGUCUGUCGGUAUAUGUGUGGUGAGCACGACCAAACGAGGUUACCCACUGGAGGAUGCUACACACAUCUCGUUCAGAACAGUGCGCAGGUUCAUGGAGAGUUUUGGAAACCGCAUCGAUGCAGUGGUGUUCGCCGUGUCAGACACAGAGGAGCCGGUGUUCAGGAAGUUACUGCCUCUGUACUACCCUCGCUCAGAGAAAGAGGAAAUGGCCUGCCUGCCUCUCAUCCCAGCUGACAUUGGCAACUCUGAGGGUGAACCCGUUGUCCCAGAGAGACAGAUCCGCAUUGCAGAGAAGCCGGGCAACCUUGAAGAUGAUUCAGAUGAAGAGAAUCUAGAGUCAGAUCUGGGUCAGGUGGGAAAUCAUGCUUUCGCCCGGAUGGAGGGCGACGUGGACAAACAGCGGAAGCUGAUCCUACAGGGCCAGAUGUCAGAGGCAGCCGUGCAGAAACAUCACCAGAGGAAUUACAAUCGCUGGCUGUGUCGAGCGAGAGCAGAGGAUCUGUCCGACGUCGCUGCACUGAAAGCUUUAUAUCACACUGGUGUGGACAUGUGUGGCAGGACAGUCAUGGUUAUCGUUGGACGAAACAUCCCAGUCACCCUCAUUGACCUGGAAAAGGCUCUGCUGUACUUCAUCCAUGUGAUGGACCACAUCACGGAGAAGGAGUACGUGAUGGUUUACUUCCACACGCUAACGGGCGAGCACAACCACCUCAACUCCGACUUCCUCAAAAACCUCUACGACAUCGUUGAUGCCAAGUUUAAAAAUAAUUUAAAGGCAUUCUACUUCGUACAUCCAACAUUUCGCUCUAAGGUCUCAACGUGGUUCUUCACCACCUUCAGUGUGUCGGGGCUGAAGGACAAAGUCCGCUACCUGGACAACCUGCACCAGCUCUUCACCUGCAUCAAACCGGAACAGAUCGACAUUCCUCCCUUUGUCGUGGACUAUGACGCACAGAUGAAUGGACCCUACCGUCCCACCAACUCCUCCAGUCUGUGACAGGCAACCGGCCGGACCUCUCUGCCGGGGGGGACAAAAACAAAUGGAAGCUGGAUGACAUAUGGGGACAUCGGUGUUGCCCGUGUUGUCUGACCUCCUCACCUCCUCGUCAAGGCCCUGAAGCAAAGGGCGGGAGGAGGGUGACUCUCCUUUUGUUCCGUCCCUUAUGAAAAAGGACAAAAUGAACAGUUGCAGGCCACGUUCAGAAGCUUCUGGCGCGGUAAGCGGUCAUUCUCACUCACCACAGACUAUUUCGGGAUCUGGUAUGGUUUUUGGAUUAUGCCUUACACCGAGGGUUCUUACUCAGCAGUUUCCUCAAACAUCCCUGAAUAUGAAGCAUCGUGUCACGCCGGACAGUUUCUUAAAUUGUGCCGCCGUAUCACAUAAUCUCGCAAAUGUGUCCGACUUGUUUUCCCCAAAUGCUGGAGGUGCUGCCUGGAUUUCCACACUGUUCUAUCCUUAGCCUGCACAAGACUUAUGCUGCGUUUCACUUAAUCAGAUGUUGGGGUACGACAUUGUAAUAACAAUCCUUCCUGUGGUCACACUCAGAAAGACGGGAAGAAACAUUUACUUGAACGACACAUUCAUCAAACUAGUAUUUAUCCAUCUAGCAAAUUCAAGGAAAAGUUAAACAUUUUCUUAUGAAGGUCAAUACCACUCUCACAUAUGACCCAACCAUUUAGUUAAUCAUCCAACUGUAGCUGUCGCUUUUACUCUUUUGUUUUUUACACUUUUGUUUUUGCCUGGAUUACACAGACAACAUGUGGCACAUUAGUUUAUGAGCUUUAAAGGUGAAAGUAGGCAGAUUUUCUUACAGAGCCCGACGAGCUGCAACUUCAUUUUUUAAUUCCCAAUAUGAAACAUUGUUUUUCCCGCUUGUAGCUAAUGCUUGACAGGAGAGCAUAUAAGGAUAUUUCCUAAUAGGUUGAAAUACUCUCUAAGCUUUAAAUCCAUGCAUAUUGUUGUCGGUGAUGUGCUGGAAAUGUUAAUUAGGAGAAUGUGAAACUCUGCUGACAUCUGCAUCACUUAAACACGGUUGGUGUCUGGCUUUUCUGUUGCUUCAUCUUAUCAUUUCUCAUGUGCUUCUGUCUACAACUCACUUAUUAAAAGUAGCAACAAAACAGUAAAUCCAUCAGACAGACAGCAGAUCAAUCGUUUGAGUGUCAAAUGUUUACUGGUUUCAGUCCCUCAGUUGUAAGAAUUUGCUGCUUGUUACGUUUUAUAAGUUUCAUACCUUUGGUCACGUUAAAAUUGUUAAGGACCACACCCUAUAGGCUGGAUGCAUUGAUCAAUAAGGGCGUGAGUGAGAAAACCUCUCUUCUCUAGGAUCGCUAUGUGAAGAUGCUGUUACUAGUCUUUCUUGAAUCCUAAUUCUGUCUUCAGAAGCAUCAUGAACCUUUAUGUCUCAGCCUGGAGUUCAAGAGAGGAUAUACAGGAUUACAAACGAUAUUCUUCUAUUUCACUACUUUAUUGCUUCAUUUAUUUGCUUCCAAAUCGUCUUUUAAUAGUCAUGAUUGCUGGAAAUUUGACAGCUAACAUUCAGUGUUUAGUAUAACUCACUUUGUUCUAAGGGAACCCAAGCCAACAAGGGUGGGAACUGCUGCUUUUGGUCCAUUCUCACUUUCACCUUAUGAAAGACACUAACAUUUGUUAAUUUUUUCUUUUUUUCUUUGCCAAUAGAGCUUAAAAUCUUUUGUGCCUAUUUCUUAAAAUGAGAUUAUAAUUUUUUUCUGGGUUAUUUUUUCUGUAUUCUAGAUUAUUAUUUCUUUUAUUUGUACAGUUCGUGUCACUCUUCUUCACUUUUCCCAAUAUUCACCCCUGGGAUGACUAGAUCGGUGGGUUUCUCUUUAUCAAUGCAAAUGUAAAUCGAAUGUAGUGAUUUUUCCAGCAGUCAUAAUGUAGUAGACCUCGUCGCUCUGGUACCACAAGAGUCAACACUAUCAUCAUAUAUGUAGGUGAUUGUAACAUGUCACGGUUGGCAGGGAUUUCAUUUUUACCUGCAUGUAGUUCUCUCCUCACCAAUUCUUGCCACACACCUCGUCCAGACGUCAGGGAUCUGCAGCUUUAAAUCAUUCCAGUUCCGGUGCUGGCAGCAAUGGCUCUUAGUGGUAGAGCUCUUGUCCCGAGAUGUCCUGGCUCACAGAAUCCUGAUGUAAGCAAGUCUGCUCACACACACACGAAAGUCACGUGACACCAUCAUGCAGAGUUCAGCCUGAAUCCUGAGGCUUCUCACAUUGUGACUGACACGUCGUUAGAUUUUGUAGACUCAUCCGCCGGGGAGAGGUUUGCUGUGUCAGCGGCUCAAGGACAUUAUGGUGACUCCUGCACUCAAAUGAUUUAAAAUACAGUUAUUUACUCUGUCAAGGACAUUCAUAAAGGUCAUUAUUCAACUGAUAAAUGUUUUUAAUCAUAUUUUUUUUUAAGUAAAAUGGAGGAAGAACACAUCCAAUGGAUUGUUGCUUUGAAAUCCUGCAUCUACAAAAUACCCCUCAUGCUUUAAAGAAAAUAAAGAUUUAAAGACUGGGUGUGAAUUUAAGAAUGUUAUAAAUACAACUGCGGAGAAUUUGAGUAAAUCUUUUGUUGCUGUUUUCCCUUCAGUCGCUUCCUCAAAUAUGAACGACCAGAAACGACUUUGGAUCAGAGAAGUCGUUCAUGUUAAGUUCAUCAUCAGAACUGUGAUCAUGUGAGAAUGUAAAUAAAUAAACAAUGAGCCAAAUUUUAACUUUCUGUAUUAAUAUGAUCUUUUUGUAUUAUUAUUUCAGUGAUGAAGUGAAGUGAGGAAUGCGAAAGGUUUGGAGGAAAUGUUUGUGUUGACAUGUCCUGGUUUGUCGUUUUCUUUUCUUUUUUUACUUAAAACUGAUUAAAAUAAUUUUUGUAAAUGUGA
This is a messenger RNA of Pleuronectes platessa (European plaice), 4667 nucleotides long. RefSeq names its product ganglioside induced differentiation associated protein 2 (gene gdap2). The record is from RefSeq and is a predicted model, not a curated record. Lineage: Eukaryota; Metazoa; Chordata; Actinopteri; Pleuronectiformes; Pleuronectidae. The transcript has 14 exons. Bases 299 to 1783 code for a protein of 494 amino acids.